Messenger RNA from Adineta steineri, 2697 nucleotides. The record is from the annotation of a GenBank genome assembly. Lineage: Eukaryota; Metazoa; Rotifera; Eurotatoria; Adinetida; Adinetidae.
AUGAAUAUUGUACAGUAUAUAUACAUCCGUAAAUACGAGAAAGUUACCAUUGAUCCGAACGAAAGUUGGAUUGAUAUGACGAAUGUUGCUGUUUUUGCUGGAUGGAUUAUUGUCAUUAUUAUUGCAAACGUAUGUGCGAUACCAACAGUAGAAGAUGCACCAGGCAAUAAACAAAAUCUAGAACAAAUACUAGAUGUAAUUGAGGGAGAUAUAAUUCCUACUCCAACAUUUCGGAAAGCGCGUGGAUUGGUAGGAAUUGGCAAUAAUGUACGCUGGACCGAUGGUAUUGUUCCUUACGAGUUUAUAUCCGGAUAUACGGUUGAACAACAAGCGGAAAUUGUGACUCGAAUGCGCAAAUUAGAAAACUUGGUCGCCAUCAACAACAGUCGAUGCAUACAGUUCCGACCAAAAGUCUCUGGAGAUUUGUAUUACCUCAAAAUACAAAAUGGUGCAGAUUGUCGUUCAAUGAUUGGUCAAACUGGAGGUGGUUUGAUGUUGGCAUAUCCACUUUGUUUUGAUGAUGGAAGAACUUUUCAUGAACUUUUGCACACAUUAGGUUUUUAUCAUGAACAAUCACGAAGUGAUCGUGAUUCUUAUGUUAGAUUAUAUCCGGAGAAUAUGCAAACAGGAAUGGAUCAGCAAUAUCUGGUCUAUAAUAAUCCGGUUGCUGAUACAUUUAAUUCUUCAUACGACUAUGCAUCAGUUAUGCACUACGGGAGAUAUGAUUACUCCAAGAACAAUUUAUCAACAAUGGAACCAAUUCAAUCAAACAUUAAAAUUGGUCAACGUUAUAAUUUAAGUAAUGGUGACAUUCAACUAAUUCGUCGGUACUAUAAUUGUUUAUCUAAUGGGCCUACACUACCACCAUUCACAGUACCAAUAAAACCAGCAUUUGGAUAUUUGACAACUUCAACUUAUUCAAGUGAAUUGACAAAGCAAAAUUUAAUGUAUACUCGUAAUGGUAGUUCCUCAGGCAACUACUACUAUGAACUUAUUAAAAUAACAGUUUCAGCAGCUGGUGUAUAUUUUUUCCAGUGCAACAGUAAUAUUGAUACAUUUGCUUAUUUGUAUAGCCAAGCUUUUAAUCCAUUGAAUCCGGUUGCAAAUUUAUACUUCGGGCUUGAUGAUGAAAACGCUGAAAGAUGGGAAUUUAGCUUUCAGUUGACUUUUCCGACUGCAGGCGCAACGUUUUUGGUUGUCACCACAUACAGUCCAAGUGUGACAGGACCGUUCUCAAUCGUUGCCAGUGGAAACACUACUGUAACUUUUAAUCGUACAGUUGGUACUGCCCAACCAACAAGUACUACUUCUACCACAACCAAGCCAACUAGUACUACAACGAUGCCAACAACAAGUACUACUUCCACCACAACCAUGACAACAACUAGUACUACAACCAAGCCGAUAACUAGUACUACUUCUACCACAACCAAGCCAACAACUAGUACUACUUCUACUACAACCAUGACAACAACUAGUACUACAACCAAGCCAACAACUAGUACUACAACCAAGCCGAUAACUAGUACUACUUCUACCACAACCAAGCCAACAACUAGUACUACUUCUACUACAACCAUGACAACAACUAGUACUACAACCAAGCCAACAACAAGUACUACUCCUACCACAACCGUGACAACAAUAACAACAACGAAUAGUACAUUUAAUAUUGGUCGUUGGUCAACAACAGGCUCGCUUUCAAUAGGUCGUGUUGGCCAUACAUCAACUCUUCUUUCUGAUAAACGUGUCAUUACUAUAGGUGGCAAGGAUGGUUAUACGGUGGAACUUUACAAUUCAGCAACACGAACAUGGAGUCGAGGAACGUCAAUGAAUAAUGGUCGAAUGUAUUUCACUGCCACGCUUUUACCAGAUGGUCGAUUGUUUGUUGUAGGUGGUUGGUAUUACUCUGACGGAUAUAGCAAAACUGCCGAAAUUUACAAUCCUGUCAGUAAUAGUUGGGCAGCCGUUAGCAAUUUGACCUUUGCUCGAUUUGCACAUCAAGCAGUCUAUUUACCGGCGCCAGUAAAUAAAGUAUUAGUCAUGGGUGGAGUUGGAGAGAACAACUCGUAUACGGUUUUGCAAUCUUGUGAAUUAUAUGAUUUCGUUUCGAAUAAGUGGACAGUCACGACUUCAAUGAAUAACCCACGAUCACAUUUUACAGCAACUUACAUACCAUCUAUGAAUGUGGUUGUAGCUAUAGGAGUUAGUGAUCAAAAUAGCGCAGCAGAAAUAUUUAAUAUAUCAACAUUACAAUGGACUCAAAGUCUGAAUGCAAUGUCAGACAGUCGAGGAAAACAUACAGCUACAUUACUUCCUAAUGGACAAAUUCUAGUUGCUGGUAAUAGUUACAGUAUCGCUACAACUUAUUUGUUUAAUCCAACAACGAAAUUAUUUACAUAUGCAGCAAAUACUACCGAACAACGUGUUGAACCUUGUGCAACUUUAUUACCAUCAGGUUCAGUACUACUAACUGGUGGAUUCACUAGUAACGGUUCAAUUUACCGUACGGCUGAAGUUUAUGAUUAUCGAUUCAAUACAUGGCGUCGUGUGGCAGACAUGAACAUUGGUCAUGCUCGUCACACAGCAGUUUUUUUAAAUGAUUCUUCCUCGACAUUAACACCAGUACUUGUCAUUGGAGGGUACAAAGACGUUGGCGCCUUAACUGAUUGUGAACUGUUCUCGGUCAAUGGUUGA